UAUGAAUAGCGACAAACUAAUUCUAAAUGCAUCACGGAGCCCACAGUGGAGUCAAAAGACACCAUUUGCGCUUGGAAGACUCUAUUUAUUGUCAAGUAUUAUAUGUAUGUGUAGGAUGUUUGGUGUGACGACCUGAAUUGGAGGCGGUAUUUAAGGCGACUCCCUUUGCGAUCUUUGCUUAAGGUCUACGGCUUCUGCUCAAUCCUCCGGGCUAGCAAGAGUCCCAAAUUCACGGUCGAGUUGGAGGACUAACAUUCUAUCUGGUAGGCAAUUAGAGGCAGAGGUCAGUCUACAGUACUCUUAUUUUGAGGAGGCCCUGAGACCCUACCGUCUCUAACUGUCCCAAGUCAUUAAAGUCCUCACGAAACGUGUUCCUGAAUCAAGGAGAAGACCAAGCACACCCAGAUGCAGAUGAUGAAGACAUCCAUCGCCGUGGUUAUCGUUGGAGCGUUGCUGUGCGUUGAUGACGGGUUUUCCGCCCCUUCCACUGCAAAUGAUCGAAAGUUUGACGAUUUUGAUAAAGAUAGUAACGGGAAUUUGAACAUGAAGGAAUACCUAGCCUCUCUCGAGGACGGCCAUGACAAACUUUCUGAGGAUAUGAUUCUCCAGAAAUUCGAAUUACUGGACGGAAACAGUGACGGUAAAAUAAGCAGCAAGGAGUUUUCUGCGCAAGAUGAUGAAACCAAGAACACUAAUGACGACGACGAGACUAAGCUGCUCAAAAUACUUGAACACGCAUCCGCUGACCAGAUGAAGACGGAAAACCUUGAUGAAAAGAAAGACCAGAAGACGGAUGUUAAUGCCAAGGAAGAUGAUGCUGAUGACGCUAAUGAUAAGGAUGAUCCAGCGCACGAUGAUGAAGUUGAGGACCUUUUUCAAACAGCAAUGAAAGCCCUCAAAGAAAAAGAUGCGAAGAAACAAGCGGUUAAGAAAGAAAAGAUUGAAGGGAAGAAGAAGAGCAUGGCCUCAACUGACAAAAAGGAAGCAGAUGCCUCCAAAGAUAAACCAAUCGAUUCAGAAUUAGGAUCUGCUGAAGAAAUACAGGACCAAGUUGAGAAAAAAGAACACCAGAGAGAGAAAGAUGACGAUGCCAAGGUGGACGCGCUUCGGAAAUUACUGGAUAAAACUUUUAAAGAUAAAGCAGCCGGAGACGCUGAAAAGACUGUCAAGAAAGUGCAAGGAGCAGAAAACAAAGACGAGCACGAUAUUAGUAAGCUAAAUGACGAGGGAAGGAAAGCACUGAAGCGAAAGUUGAUCUCAGAAAUAAAGAUGACUCUCCGAAGAAUCAUGGACGACUUUGAGGAUAGCAGAGACGAAGAUGAUGAUGACAAUGAUGAUGAUGAUGACAACGACGAAGCAGACGACAGCGAAGCUGAUGAAAAUGAUGAUGACGACAAUGAUGAUGAAGAGGACAACGAGAGAGACGACGACGACGAAAAUGAAAUGGACGAGGACGACGAAGAAGGUGAAAACAGAAAUACUGUUCUACGAGAUGCUUUGAUGAAACUUUUGGAAAAGAGACAUAACCGACGUGAUUAAAUGAAAUGACUCUAACACGACUCCUCAUGACGGUCCAACGGCAAAUGGUUACCACCCAGCAACACAGAACGUUAUCAAAACGUUACCAUAACA
Messenger RNA from Lingula anatina, 1632 nucleotides. RefSeq lists its product as uncharacterized. Gene Ontology annotation, molecular function: calcium ion binding. The record is from RefSeq and is a predicted model, not a curated record. NCBI's taxonomy places the organism in Eukaryota, Metazoa, Brachiopoda, Lingulata, Lingulida, Lingulidae.